Molecule: messenger RNA, 1647 nt
Organism: Ipomoea triloba (trilobed morning glory)
Lineage: Eukaryota; Viridiplantae; Streptophyta; Magnoliopsida; Solanales; Convolvulaceae
Exons: 3
Coding region: 95-1156 (353 amino acids)
Source: RefSeq, a predicted model, not a curated record
UUGAAACCUAAAAUUGAAAUUGAAAAUCCGUUAUAUUUCUCCAUCACCAUUUUUCAUUCGUUUUUAGUUCCUUUUUAUUGCUUUGCAGGCUUCAAUGGAUCCCUACUACGAACAGCGCCUGAGAGAAGAAGUGAUCUACCUCCACUCCCUGUGGUACCAGGGCCCGCCAACACCCAAAUUCCCAAAACCCAACCCUACUACCCUCCACCCCACAAACCCUACCCAGUUCAAGAAAAGGGGAACCAAACCGCUAAGGAAUCGGAACAAAACCCAGACGGAAUCUUCAGAUUCCGGCAUUGAAUGGCCCUGCAAAACCCCACCAAAGUCGCCGGCGGCAACCGAUUCCGGCUGGCCCAGUCUCCGGCCCCCGUCUAAUUCCGAACCCCCUUCAAUAACCCCCGAACAACAAGCCCGGCUGGCUUCUGAUCAGGCCCACAAAGCGGCGUUGAAGGCUGCAAGUAAAUUUCUCAGCCGCGGAGACAAUUCUGAUGAUGAAAGCACAGAUGAAGCCGAGGAGGAGGAGGAUGAGGACUCAGAGGGAGAAUGGGGGGCGAAGUUGGAAUUUUUCGUGAAAUUGUUCGAGGAUGAUAGCGGAUUGAGGGAAUACUAUGAGAAGAACAAUGCGGGCGGAGAGUUCAGCUGUCUGGUGUGUUAUGCGGCAGGGAAGAAAGGCUGGAAAAGGUAUAAAGACUGCGUGGCUUUAGUUCAACAUUCCAUUUCUGUAACCAAGACGAAGAAUAGGCAGGCUCAUCGCGCAUACGCCCACGCCAUUUGUAAGCUUCUUGGAUGGGACAUUAAUCGCCUUCCCUCUAGUAUUGUCUCAGGAGACAAUCAGCUUCGUCCUUGUUCUAAUAACCCGGUUGAGGGUCAGGAGAACGAUACCGGCUCUGGUAAAGAUGGGUUAAAUGUUCCAGGUAGUGAUACAGAGCUUAUGAGUAUUAGUGUUGAUGGCUCUAAGGGGUCUGCUAAUAAUGAAAACGCUGGAGCUAAUGAUGGUGGAUCUGCACUGCUUGAGAGUAACAUUGACAACCAUGUUAAUGACGAGUUGAAGCUCCCCGAGUGUAUUAAGGAUGCUGUGAAUGUUAAUACUGGCGAAGUGCUUCUUGAAAAUGAGUCCACUAACAAUGAAAACUUACGAGAUAACAUUAGCAGCUGAGGUGCAGUUUUAAUAGAGUAUUGUAUUUUUGGCGUUGUUAAACAGAUGAGCAGAAAUGUUAGAAAGAAAGAGGAGGAGGCCAUUGAUGGUAGAAAGAGAUUAAGGGAGGGCCUGUUUUUGGGACUUGCAGUGGACACAUACAUUUUGGUUGUGUUUGCGUGUAUUGGUUGAGAGAGAGAGAGAUAGAUAGAUAGAUCAUUUGAUGGGGGAUUGAUUGGUUGAUCAUGUAAUGCUGUACGUUUAUUGAUCAGAUUUGUGAAGUGUAUAUUUGAUAAAUUUUUAAAUAAUGUAUAAAGAAGAAUAGCAACCUGACAUGGUUGGCAACGGGCGGGGAAUGUGGUUCUUAUCCUCGCCCCCGAAUUUAUCUCCCGCUCCCUGAUCCCGCCUCGUUCCUGGCUGGGAUGGGGAACUACCCCAUUCCCGUUCCCGUGUUGCCAAGCCAAUGCUAGCAACAUUAAUAUUAUAAUUAAUUCUGAAUUAUUUUUGUUUAA